Drosophila rhopaloa is the source of this 3747-nucleotide messenger RNA. Its product is annotated as synaptic vesicle glycoprotein 2B. Gene Ontology annotation, cellular component: membrane. The transcript is spliced from 4 exons. Gene Ontology annotation, molecular function: transmembrane transporter activity. The record is from RefSeq and is a predicted model, not a curated record. Gene Ontology annotation, biological process: transmembrane transport. The coding region runs from base 719 to 2608 and encodes 629 amino acids. NCBI's taxonomy places the organism in Eukaryota, Metazoa, Arthropoda, Insecta, Diptera, Drosophilidae.
CCACUUGAAUCGCACGAACGUUGAUCGAGAGACCGCCUAAAGUACCGCCGCUGUACCGCUCCGCUUACCGCUCGUAAUAUCGCAUCUGAACAAAAAAAAAAGAAAAUACAUUUUUUCGGUUAUCGGUAACUAUAUCGGUUUCGAUGCCCCUUGCUAUUCAGCCUUUGUGUGCCAGCCAACGGUUUUAAUGUUUUCGCCAGUUUGCAACAAUUGCCAAACCACUUUGAGAACUCCGCGCACCACCAACGCCAAGAUCCACUACAAGCAGAAACACAAACAGUUCACUCUCAGCUGACAAGCAAUUUUCUAAAAUUUAGCCCACUGAACAACGCGAAAAAACUACACCCUCAUUCAAAAAAGAAAUAAAUAAAUAAAUAAACAAACACCAAACAAGUGCAAAAUACAGGGCGUAACAGCGCAGUAAAAACAAAUAUUUAACAGUGCGAAAAACAUAUUUUAUUUCACCCGUGUUCAAAUAAAAAAUUAAUUAAUUGCCAAACAAUAAGCCCCCCGAAACACGGGCGAAACCACGUUCAAAGAUCUCCAGGUCAAAAGCGAGUACAAUCCCCUAAAGCCAACAGACCGCUAAGCGAGGCAGACACAACUGUACCCAUCUAAGCAGAGCUUAGAGCAAACAGCCACCAAAAAACCCCGACAAGUAAUCCCAAUUUCCUUUUUGCUACGCGCACAAGAAGCCAAAAAACCCCUGAACUAUAGAAUGGUAGAAGGUGAUUCCGCAAAGGGCAAAAGCGAAUCCUAUAAUGUAGAAGCUGGACUACAACCAAACUACAACCAGAGCGCAGCAAGCAACCCAACAAGCAACCAUCCCACUGGCCAGGUUAACGCCGCCGCCACCGGAAACGCGAAUCCGCACAUCGACAACCGAGCGAUCAUCCAGCCGUACUCCCUAAACACCGGGGCCAAGCAGCCGGAGUAUCAGUUUGCGGCGGACAAUCGCGGCUACGAGCCGGACAGCCAUGCCAAUGGCAAGCAGCAGGACGUAGAGCGGGAUGCCCCCGAUGGGGGUCAUGGGGGUCACGGUGGCCCUGGGAAACCGCACAAGGGUCGCAAGAAGUCCGCACCCUUGCCGGAACCCACCGCCCCGAUAGUCGCCAACUUCGAGAGGGCCAUCGAGCUGUGCGGCUAUGGCAAGUUCCACUACAUACUGCUGGCCAUCUGCGGACUGGUCAGCACGUCGGAGGAGAUGGACGUCAUCUCGAUGUCGUUCAUCCUGCCGUCGGCGGAAUGUGACCUGGACCUGAACACGGAGACCAAGGGCUGGCUGAACUCGAUCAUCUUCAUCGGCAUGAUGGUGGGCGCCUACUUCUGGGGCAGCAUCGCCGACAGCUUUGGCCGCAAAAAGGUCCUCAUCGUCAUCUCGUUCAUGAACGCCUUCUGCAUCGUCGCCUCGUCCUUCUCGCAGAACUACACCUUCUUCAUGCUGUUCCGGUUCCUCAAUGGUGCAGCUUUGGGCGGCAGUGGUCCUGUGAUUUGGUCGUACUUCGCCGAAUUCCAGCCGAAGGCGAAGCGCGGCUCCAUGCUGAGCUUCAUGGCCGCCUUCUGGACAUUUGGCAACCUGUUCGUGGCCAGCCUGGCCUGGCUGAUCAUCCCGCGGACGAUCGGCUUCGCCACGACGUACUUCACGUACAACUCGUGGCGCAUCUUCCUGCUGGUCUGCUCCCUGCCCUCGUUCCUCGUGGGAUUCCUGCUCUUCUAUCUGCCCGAAUCGCCCAAAUUCCUGCUGACCCGCGGCAAAAAGGACCGUGCCCUGGCCAUUUUCCGUGGCAUUUUCGUGACGAACACGAGGCGCCGGCCGGACGAGUACAUGGUCUACGACCUGGAGGUCGAUGAGAAGCUGCUGGAGAGCAAUGGCAAUGUGAAGAACAAGUACAGCCGAAUGGUCAGCGGCAUGGUGGACCACAGUCGCGCCCUGUUCAAGUCGCCCAUCCUGCGCUUCACCAUCGUCUCGAUCACGAUCAACUUUACAUUCCACAUUGGCUACUACGGCCUGUUGAUGUGGUUCCCGGAGCUGUUCAAUCGCUUCGAGGAGUACGACAAGGCCUUCCCGGGCCAAUCGGCCAGCGUCUGUUCCGUCACCGAGUACGUGGUCAAUCUGGCCAAGGAGCAGAGCAACAACGGCACCUGCUCCUCGGACAUCCCCCAGUCGGUGUUCAUGGAGUCACUGAUAUCGCUGGCCUCCGCCCUGCCCGCCAAUCUGUUGGCCAUCCUCGGCAUGGACAUGCUGGGCAGGAAGUUCUUCCUGAUCGCCGGCACCAUGACCGCCGGCAUCUGUUCGGCGCUGAUGUACUUUGUGCGCAGCUCCGUUCAGAACCUGGUCGUUUCGGCCAUCUUUAGUGGGGCCAUCUCGGCCGCGAAUGCGGCCCUCGACUGCCUCAUCACCGAAGUAUUCCCCACCAAACUGAGGGCCACCGGCGUGGCCAUCUCGAUGGUGGCCGCCCGUUUGGGCGGCAUCAUUGGCAACAUCGUGAUCGCCCAGCUGCUGGACAACUACUGUCCAUCGCCCACGUUCAUUGUGUCGGGUCUGCUCAUCGGCGGCGGUCUCAUGUGCCUGCUGUUGCCCAACACGACGCGCAAGGAACUCAAUUAAUCACCUAAUACCUAUAACUAGACCCCCCUUACCCCCCUUUCCCCCCUCACCCACCACAAUACUAGAACUAUAACCCAGUGGGCCGUCGGUUCAGUUGAUAUUUUGAUAAAAUUGUGGAUCGAGCUCAAAGAAAUACCUGUCUUUUAAGAUCCGUUCAAUAGAAUAUCAACUUGACCGCUAGACUAAUGGGCUUAGUUUAAGUUUCCCUUUCAAAAAUCGGCAAUAUUUAACUGAAUACAAUUCUAAAACCACGACCCGACCCACAAGUAAUUUCCAUGUCCCCAUCCCGCCAGAGGAUCGGGGCUUAUCUGUGUAUAUAUGGUAUGUGUGUGUGCUACAAUACACGAUUAUUUGUAUCGUCAGUAAUUAUUUAACGAUAGCGAUAACGAGUUUCUUUGUCUGUCUAAUUUUAAACGCCCCUUCCACACGCCAACCCCUCCCCCCCUCCCCCAUCCACCCUACAAAUAUCUAUCUAUCUAUUGGAAUUUAAACGAGCCAACAAAAAAAAUCAGAAACGGGCAAAGGAAGAGCCACACAAAAAUCUAGCCAUCAUAUGGAGAAGAAAAGUGAUGAUAGGCCCAGAAUUUGGAAGAAGAUUUUGGAUGGCACUCCUUUGCCCAAUUGAUAAACAAAGAAAACCCCAAGCCAGCGAGAAGAUAUAGCAGGUAGGAUCGAUUGCAAUCGAUGUAUAUGUAUUGUAUGUACGAUAUGUAUUUUGUGUAGUAGCGGUAGAGAGUAAUAUAUAUAUUUGGCAAGCGCCGGCGCCGGCUGAAGCAGCAGCAGAGGAUAUGAGUAACGGUAAAGCGAAACCCAGGGGAAGAAGAAUAUGCGAUCGGGUCAAAGGCUAACGUACUCCCCCAUCCUGCUGUCAGUUAUUGUUGUUAUUAUUGCUAUUAUUAAUGCAUCCAAUGUAAAACCAAUACGUAUAUAACUUUAUCUAAAUAUUAAACAUUUAUCAAAACCAUUUUUCUAUAACAUAUAUAGUACACAUAUAUAUACAAUUUUUUUUUUGUUUUUUUUUCGUCAUGUAGGACCAAAGCACAGGAAGUGAAAGAAUAUUUGUAAAAUUUAGUUACGUUAUUACAAGUUACGCUACAUAUAUACAAGGAAAACCUAAUAAAAAAAGAACAAACCACAAA